GGUAUUGUCACGGUAAACAGUCCAUGCGAAGCACAGCAGCAGGGAACUGUUUGCAGGUCCAAGUCUCCAAGUCAUUAACCGCACGGCCGUCGGCCGCCCUGGCUCGCGAUCGUUCGGCAGCGGCGCCUCCUCGGCCGGAGCGGUUUGGGGACAUCGGUCCACAGGAGGAGACGCGCCGUUCCCGCACUCGGCAGCAUGGCGCUCCCGAUGGGGACGUACGCGUCCCUCGGCGCGGCGGCGUUCCUCGUGCUCGUGACCUGCCUUACAUACAAGCUCUUGAGCAGGUACGCGCGCAGGUGGAGAGAAAUACAGGCGAUCCCAGGCCUCGAGGGCACCUACCCCUUCGUAGGCGACGCCCUGCAGCUGAAAAGCAACGCCAGAGAUUUUUUCUGCCAGAUCCAUGAAAUUUCGGAGAGGUUCAGGAACGCGCCGCUGACGAAGCUGUGGAUCGGCCCCGUGCCCUUCAUCCUCCUCUUCCACGCAGAGACCAUCGAGAUGCUGCUGAACAACUCGAAGCACAUGGACAAAGCUUACGCCUACAAGUUCCUGCACCCGUGGCUCGGCACGGGUCUCCUGACCAGCACGGGGGACAAGUGGCGCAGGCGGCGCAAGACGCUCACCCCGACCUUCCACUUCUCCAUCCUCACCGAGUUCCUGGAGGUGAUGAACGAACAGGCCGAAGUGCUCGUGGAGAAGCUGGAGAGGGAGGCGGGUCGAGGCCCCUUCAACUGCUUCAACCACAUCACGCUCUGCGCGCUGGACAUCAUCUGUGAAACUGCGAUGGGCAAGAAAAUUUAUGCCCAGAGUAACCAUGACUCGGAGUACGUACGCUCUGUGUACAAGAUGAGCGACAUCGUCACUCGCAGGCAGCGGAUGCCCUGGUACUGGUCGGACUUCAUCUACUACUUCCUGGGGGAGGGAAAGGAGCACAAUCGCAACUUGAAGGUUCUUCACUCCUUCACACAGAGUGUAAUCCAGGAGAGGGCGGAGCACAUCGCCUACAUGGAGUCGGACAGCGAGUCGGACCAGGGCGCGAAGAAGCGCCGAGCCUUCCUCGACAUGCUCCUGAAGACCACGGACGAAGAGGGCAACAAGCUGAGCCACAAGGACAUCCAGGAAGAGGUGGACACCUUCAUGUUCGAGGGACACGACACUACAGCCGCCGCGAUGAACUGGGCCCUCCACCUCAUAGGCUCCCAUCCUGAAGCGCAGAGGAAAAUUCAUCAGGAACUUCAGGAAGUAUUUGGAUCCUCAGACAGACCCGUUAACGCGGAAGACCUGAAGAAGCUGCAGUACCUGGAGUGCGUCAUCAAGGAGUCUCUCCGCCUCUUCCCGUCCGUCCCCUUCUUCGCCCGCAGCAUCUGCGAAGACUGUGUCAUCAAUGGCUUCAGGGUGCCCAAGGGAGCCGAUGCAAUCGUCAUGGUGUACGCUCUGCACCGCGACCCUCGCUACUUCCCCGACCCCGAGGAGUUCCGGCCCGAGCGUUUCCUGCCGGAGAAUUCCGCCGGCCGCCAUGCUUACGCCUUCAUCCCCUUCUCGGCCGGGGUCAGGAACUGCAUCGGUCAGCGCUUCGCCAUGAUGGAGGAGAAGGUGAUCCUGGCGUACAUCCUGCGCUACUUCAACAUCGAAGCCACGCAGAAGCGGGAGGAGCUGCGACCCCUCGGGGAGCUCAUCCUGCGGCCGGAGAAGGGCAUCUGGAUCCGGCUGGAGAAGAGGACCCAUUAGAAACCCUCGCUGGCUUCACCUGUCCAGCACCUCUGUCUCCUGUCCUCACCAACAUCUAUCCAUCUUGACUUCAUAGUCCAUGUUUUCUGGAGUCCAGUGAGUGCUCCAGGGAGGCGUUGGCUGAGAGUACCCGCAAUCCUUAAUUUGCGCCCUCCGGCCGAAGCCCUACCCACCGUUACCCUUUUUAGCUUUAGUCAGUGACUUACGCGCCUCGGAUCGCUCUCCUUGUUCAUCGCUGUCCUCCCGCCGCCCCCCACGCGCUCGCUCCUUUCCAGGCGGAAAAUGGAGUGCGGAGCCUCCAUCCAGAACUUUCCUCGCAGCUCGUUCCCGAGUCGACCCGCCCGGAUCCGUAAUGGGAUUUUCCCCCUUCUGUAUUCCUAGCCUCUUGAGAGCGACGGCGACGCCUCUUGGGCUCCAGAAAGAGCGUGAACUUUAGCCCCGCUGCUGAGAACGGCUGAUGGCAGGAGUGAUGGUGGGUAGCUGAGAAGAAAUGACAAGAGUAACCACCCAACGAAGGGUUCCUGAACCGUGUCCUCAAGUUGACGGGCCCUACGGUACACACUGGAAAAACACACACACCGCGCACAGAAAACCAAAUAAAUACCCUUAACCAGCAUUAACGGUUGUUCUUUAACCUUGCCCUCAAGUACCGAGAAGGUGUCCAGACCCCGUAGAAGCGACGGCCAGAUGACGUGUCGCGUUCCACAGGUCCAGCCUGUCUGAAUGCGGUGUUGUCAGCUUACUGUCGGUACUGAGGGUCGGUGCUGCCAUGCUUGAUGGUGAAAAGGGGCGGAGCACGUGGUCCCAAAACAAUAAUUUUGAGGAAAAAAAAA
Scleropages formosus (Asian bonytongue) is the source of this 2558-nucleotide messenger RNA. It is a transcript of the gene cyp4v2a, whose product is annotated as cytochrome P450, family 4, subfamily V, member 2a. The transcript has 11 exons. The record is from RefSeq and is a predicted model, not a curated record. Gene Ontology annotation, molecular function: iron ion binding; oxidoreductase activity, acting on paired donors, with incorporation or reduction of molecular oxygen; monooxygenase activity. NCBI's taxonomy places the organism in Eukaryota, Metazoa, Chordata, Actinopteri, Osteoglossiformes, Osteoglossidae. Bases 196 to 1725 code for a protein of 509 amino acids.